AAAAUCCGGGCGGUUUACGACUCCAACCCCGCCAAGUUUAAAACGCUGCAGAACAUCCUGGAGGUGGAGAAGGAGAUGCACGGCUCAGCCUGGCCCAAGAUCGGUGCGACGCUGGCACUGAUGUGGUUGAAAAGGGGCCUGAAGUUCAUGCUGGUGUUGCUGCAGAGCAUCUCUGACGGUGAGAGGGAUGAGGAGCAUCCGAACCUCAUCCGGGUGAAUGCCAUGAAGGCUUAUGAGAUAGCACUGAAGAGGUACCACGGCUGGAUGCUGCAGAAGCUCUUCACGGGCUCGAUCUACGCUCUUAAAAAACCUUACAAAUCAGAUCUGCUGAAGGCGUUGGAGAAGGGUAAAGAAGUCAAAGAGGAGGAAAGCAUCGAGAAAAUUCAUCAGUUCCUCUCCAGGGUCACCCCCAUCCUGGAUGCAAUUUAUGAGAUGUACACAAAGAUGAACGCCGAGCUGAGCUACAAAGCCUAAAGGUCGCACGGACUGGCAGGGCUUCAAAGAAGGUGUGACGGGUGCUACUGGUUCUUAAUCACUGAGGCAGCUCGGGCGGCUCCCGCCUGCCAGGCAGCUUGAUUCUCGUCUGGCUCUGCAGUGGGUAACCCGCUUUCCAAGUAAAA
Messenger RNA from Merops nubicus (carmine bee-eater), 620 nucleotides. It is a transcript of the gene GLTP, whose product is annotated as glycolipid transfer protein. Gene Ontology annotation, molecular function: ceramide 1-phosphate transfer activity; ceramide 1-phosphate binding. Lineage: Eukaryota; Metazoa; Chordata; Aves; Coraciiformes; Meropidae. The record is from RefSeq and is a predicted model, not a curated record. Gene Ontology annotation, biological process: ceramide transport; intermembrane lipid transfer. Gene Ontology annotation, cellular component: membrane; cytoplasm; cytosol.